Messenger RNA from Monodelphis domestica (gray short-tailed opossum), 7305 nucleotides. It is a transcript of the gene MYOM2, whose product is annotated as myomesin 2. The record is from RefSeq and is a predicted model, not a curated record. NCBI's taxonomy places the organism in Eukaryota, Metazoa, Chordata, Mammalia, Didelphimorphia, Didelphidae. Gene Ontology annotation, biological process: sarcomere organization. Gene Ontology annotation, cellular component: M band. Gene Ontology annotation, molecular function: protein binding.
UUCUAUAUAUAGAAUACUCUCUGGCCAUAAAUGGGGAGGGAAAGGGCAGGAGCUUUCAAGACAGAAAUUAUUUUUGUUUUCCUCAGCUAGGGCUUGGUGAGCUGGGUGGGGAAGAUCUCCUCUUCUCUUGGGCUAGUUAAAUAUCUCUCCAGGAGGAAGCAAAAAUGUCAUCGGUUUCAUUGCCCUUCUACCAGAAGAGACACAAACACUUUGACCAGUCAUAUCGAAAUAUUCAGACCAGGUAUCUUCUGGAAGAAUAUGCAGCCAAAAAGAGGGCUCAGUCUCAGUCUUCCUCUACCCAGAAGUCAUCUUCCCAGAAAGCUUCUAGCAAGACAUCAAUUGGAGGAACAACAUGCAGACUUUGUGAGAAAAGAUUGAAUACCUCCUCUGAAGAGGAAGAACUUGAAAGUAAAAGAAGAUCUCAAUCAUUGCUGUCUUCUUAUGGAGAAGCAAGGAGGCAGCGUUUUCUCAAUGAACUGAGCUUCAUAGAAGAAGAUGUGCGCCUGGCUCGGUCUCUUGCCAGAGAAAAGUUGGAUAAAUAUUCAAUUCAAGAGAUGGUGCAAGAUAAGAUGGCCUGGGAAAGGCAUGCAUUUGAGGAAAGGAUAAGUAGAGCUCCUGAGAUUCUGGUGCGGCUUAGGUCCCACACUGUCUGGGAGAAGAUGAAUGUGAAGCUUUGCUUCACUGUACAAGGAUUUCCUACUCCUGUGGUACAAUGGUAUAAGAAUGAUAGUUUGAUUUGCCAAGCAGGAGAGCCAGGAAAGUAUAGGAUUGAAAGCAAAUAUGGAGUGCAUACCCUGGAGAUAAAUAGAGCAGAUUUUGAUGACACUGCAACUUAUUCAGCUGUGGCAACCAAUGUCCAUGGGCAAGUCUCCACCAAUGCUGCUGUGGUUGUGAGGAGGUUCCGAGGAGAAGAAGAACCAUACCAUUCUGUGGGACUUCCCAUUGGGUUGCCUUUGUCAUCUAUAAUUCCUUACACCCAUUUUGAUGUUCAGUUUCUGGAGAAGUUUGGGGUCACCUUUAAAAGAGAAGGUGAAACUGUUACUCUCAAGUGCUCUCUUGUGGUUACUCCUGACCUGAAAAGACUCCAACCUCGAGUUGAAUGGUACAGAGAUAGUGAACUGCUGAAAGAAUCUAAGUGGACAAAAAUGUUCUUUGGAGAAGGACAGGCCUCACUGUCAUUUGGCCACCUGAAUAAAGAUGAUGAAGGCCUUUAUACUUUAAGGAUCAUUUCAAGGGGAGGCGUGACUGACCACAGUGCUUUUAUGUUUGUGAGAGAUGCUGAUCCAUUAGUUACAGGGGCCCCAGGAGCCCCAAUGGAUGUGAAGUGCCAUGAUGCUAAUAGGGAUUAUGUUAUUGUAACGUGGAAGCCACCAAAUACAGCUAGUGAGAGUCCAGUCAUUGGCUAUUUUAUUGAUAGAUGUGAAGUGGGAACUGAUAAUUGGAUUCAGUGCAAUGACUCGCCAGUGAAAAUCUGCAAAUAUCCCGUAAGUGGACUUUUUGAGGGAAGGUCCUACAUGUUCCGCGUAAGAGCAAUCAAUAAUGCUGGCAUUAGUAGGCCAUCUAGGGUUUCUGAGGCAGUUGCAGCCCUGGAUCCUGUUGACCUCAAGAGAUUACAAGCAAUUCAUUUGGAGGGAAACAGAGAAAUUGUCAUCUACCAGGAUGACCUUGAAGGCGAUGUUCAGAUUCCAGGACCUCCCACCAAUGUACAUGCUUCAGAAAUCAGCAAAACAUAUGUUGUGCUCAGCUGGGAUCCACCUGUUCCCCGUGGCAAAGAGCCAUUAAUGUAUUUCAUUGAGAAGUCUAUGGUAGGUAGUGGGAGCUGGCAACGGGUCAAUUCCCAGACAGCAGUGAGAUCCCCUCGCUAUGCUGUUUUUGAUCUCGCAGAAGGGAAACCAUAUGUGUUUCGAGUUUUGACGGCAAAUAAACAUGGCCUAAGUGACCCUUCAGAAAUUACUGCACCAAUUCAGGCACAGGAUGUGAUUGUUGCCCCUUCUGCUCCUGGUCGUGUGCUUGCUUCAAGGAAUACAAAAACAUCUGUUGUUGUUCAAUGGGAUAAACCCAAACAUGAAGAAGACCUUAUAGGCUACUAUAUUGACUGCUGUGUCGCAGGAUCAAACAAAUGGGAACCCUGUAAUCACAAGCCUAUUGAUUAUAACAGGUUUGUUGUUCAUGGUUUAACAACUGGAGAACAAUACAUCUUCCGUGUUAAAGCUGUUAAUGCUGUUGGGACUAGUGAAAACUCACAAGAGUCUGAUGUAAUAAAAGUCCAGGCUGCCCUCACUGCUCCGUCAUAUCCUUAUGGAAUAACUCUUCUCAACUGUGAUGGCCAUUCAAUGACUCUUGGUUGGAAGGUGCCAAAAUUCAGUGGAGGAUCACCAAUCCUUGGUUACUAUAUAGACAAACGUGAAGCACAUCAUCAAAAUUGGCAUGAAGUUAAUUCUUCUCCAAUCAAAGAAAGAAUCUUUACAGUGGAAAACUUGACAGAGCAAGCAUUUUAUGAAUUCAAAAUUGCUGCAACCAAUCUGGCUGGCAUAGGACAGUCAUCUGAUCCCAGUGAGCACUUUAAGUGUGAGGCUUGGACAAUGCCAGAGCCUGGUCCUGCAUAUGACUUGACAUUCUGUGAGGUCAGGGAUACAUCCCUCGUUAUAUUAUGGAAAGCACCUGUGUACAGUGGAAGUGGUCCUAUUACAGGGUACUUUGUGGAUUAUAAGGAAGAAGGUUCUGAAGAAUGGAUUACAGUCAAUGAGUCUACAACUAAAAAUCGUUACUUAAAGGUCACUGAUCUACAACAGGGUAAAACUUAUGUCUUCCAAGUCAGAGCGGUAAAUGCAAGUGGUGUUGGAAAGCCAUCUGACACCUCUGAAGCUGUACUUGUAGAAGCUAGACCAGGAACUAAAGAAAUAAGUGCUGGUGUGGAUGAAGAUGGUAACAUUUAUCUAAGUUUUGACUGUCCAGAGGUUACAGAUGCAUCUCACUUCACUUGGUGUAAAUCUUAUGAAGAGAUCAAUGAGCCAGAGAAGUUUAAUAUAGAAACAGAAGGAGACCACUCUAAACUAUACUUUAAAAAUCCAGAAAAAUCAGACAUCGGGACCUAUUCUGUAUCAGUUAGUGAUACUGAUGGCAUUUCAUCAAGUUUUGUAAUGGAUGAAGAAGAGCUUGAACGCCUGAUGGCACUCAGCAAUGAAAUAAAGAAUCCCACAAUUCCUUUGAAAUCAGAACUAGCUUAUGAGAUUUUUGAUAAGGGCCAGGUUCGUUUCUGGCUCCAGGCUGAGCACUUAUCACCGGAUGCCAGCUACAGAUUCAUUAUUAAUGACAGAGAAGUUUCUGACAGCGAGACUCACAGAAUUAAGUGUGAUAAAUCGACUGGCAUCAUUGAGAUGGUAAUGGAUCGAUUUACUAUUGAAAAUGAAGGCACCUACACUGUGCAGAUCCAUGAUGGAAAAGCCAAAAAUCAAUCUUCAUUAGUUCUUAUUGGAGAUGCAUUUAAGGCUGUCCUGGAAGAGGCUGAAUUCCAAAGAAAAGAAUUUCUCAGGAAACAAGGUCCUCAUUUUGCAGAGUAUUUACACUGGGAUGUAACAGAAGAAUGUGAAGUUCGACUGAAGUGUAAGGUGGCCAACACAAAGAAAGAAACAGUUUUCAAGUGGCUAAAGGAUGAUGUUCUUUAUGAAGUCGAAGCCUUACCUGAUCUGGAAAAAGGACUUUGUGAACUACUCAUACCAAAGUUGUCCAAGAAGGAUCAAGGUGAAUACAAGGCAACAUUGAAAGAUGAUAGAGGCCAAGAUGCAUCUGUCCUUGAAAUAGCUGGCAAAGUGUAUGAUGAUAUGAUCUUGGCAAUGAGUAGAGUCUGUGGCGCAUCUGCUUCUCCAUUAAAGAUCCUCUGUACUCCAGAAGGGAUAAGGCUGCAAUGUUUCAUGAAAUAUUUUACGGAGGAAAUGAAAGUGAACUGGUAUCACAAAGAUGCAAAGAUUUCUUCCAGUGAGCAUAUGAGAAUUGGUGGCAGUGAAGAGAUGGCCUGGAUGCAGAUCUGUGAGCCUACUGAAAAGGAUAAAGGGAAAUAUACAUUUGAGAUAUUUGAUGGCAAAGAUAACCAUCAAAGAACACUUGAUCUCUCUGGACAAGCUUUUGAUGAAGCAUUUGCAGAAUUCCAGCAACUCAAGGCCGCUGCAUUUGCAGAGAAAAAUCGUGGCAAGGUGAUUGGUGGGUUACCUGAUGUGGUAACUAUAAUGGAAGGCAAGACUCUGAAUUUGACUUGUACUGUAUUUGGAAAUCCUGACCCAGAAGUUGUUUGGUUCAAGAAUGACAAGGAUAUCAAACUCAAUGAACACUUUGUGGUCAAAGUGGAACAAUCCAAAUAUGUCAGCUUAUCCAUCAAAGGGGUGACCUCCGAGGAUUCAGGAAAAUACAGCAUCAAUGUUAAGAACAAAUAUGGUGGAGAAAAAAUAGAUGUCACUGUGAGCGUGUACAAACAUGGUGAACAGAUACCUGACGUUUCUCCUCCCCAGGCAGCUAAACCCAAGCUGAUACCAGCAUCCUCCUCCACUCUAGAGUAAUAAGAGAAACAUCUUCCUGAAUCUGGAGAAACAUUCAGAAGGAAAAAUGCCUUAUCUAAGUAGUAUAUACAUAAGUUGUAGUAGAGUGCUGUGUAGAUAGAGAAGUGAUUAAGGGUUAUGCUUUGAAGUGUGUUUUAGCUAAAAUUCUCUCUUUCUCUGGAGGAGAUCAGCCAACUGACAAAAGCAACAUAAUAAGAAGAGACAUGUACCUGACUCUGAAAGUCAUGUGGGAUGAUAAUUAGCUUUUCAUUAGUUACACUAGUGGAAAUCAGCAUCUAAGAGCACCAAUAGCAUGUUAUGGUUGUGUGGACACCCACAGUCCAUGCUGGUAGUGUUAUUGUUAGGUAGUCUCUAGUCUUCAGCAUUAUGUUUGCCAUUGAAAACACAGGUUACCUGGAUAUACCUUGUUUUUCUUGCUUUGGGCUAAUAAAGCUUUUAAAAGGCACCUUGUUGUGGGUCUCCCUGUACCAAAUCACACCUAACUACUUCUGUUUAUUCUCUUUGCUUGUUUAAUUAUGGCUUAUUGUGCAAUUUCACAGCUGGUAGCAUGCAGACAGUGCACUUACAAUCCAGAAAGCAAAUGAUAGUAAAUCACAUUUACUGUAUAGCACCUACAGAUAGUAUUUCACCCUUUAGGGCCUGGAAUCAGGCAGCUCAAACUGGAACAGGGGUUAUCCACAAAAUCAUAGUUUUGUAAGAAAACAACAGAUGUUGUUGGAUGGUACAGUGGAUAGAACAGUGGGCCUGGAUUCAGGAAGAACUGAGUUCAAAGCUAGUCUCAGACACACUUAUAAGCUCUGUGACCCUGGGCAAGUCAAAUUAACCCUAUUUACUCAGUUUCCUUAAAAUGAACUAGAGGGAGGCAGCUGUGUAGCUCAGUGGAUUGAGAGCCAAGCCUAGAGAUGGGAGGUCCUAGGUCCAAAUCUGACCUCAGACAGUGACCCUGGACAAGUCACUUGACCCCCAUUGCCUAGCCCUUACCAUUCUUCUGCCUUGGAGCCAAUACACAGUAUUGCUCCAAGACAGAAGGUAAGGGGUUAAAAAAAUGAACUAGAGAAGGGCAUGGCAAACCACUAUAGUAUAUUUGCCAAGAAAACCCCAGAUGGGGAUGUGAAGAGUCAGACAUGACUGAAACAACUGGAUGAUGACUACAACAAAUAUUAAUAUCAUCAUAGGCUUCAAGUAUUAAAAUUUUUUGCUAUGUUUAAUCUGGGGGGGGUAGAUGGUUGGAGUAUUGAACAUACUAAGUGAUCAUUCUAACAUUCUCUCUUGAAGAGAGGUUCCUAACCUGGGGUUCACAGACCACCAAUGAGUCCAUGGAUAGAUUUCAGAGGAUAUGUGAACAAAUAUGAAAAAGGUCUGUAUUUCAAUGAAAUUGAGCUCCUUUGUAAUUUUAUGUUUUAUUUUAUUCAUUGAAAAACAUUAGGCAUCAUCAGGCUGCCAAAAGGAUCCAUGACAUAAAAGUCAAGUCAAAAAGCAUUUGAGUUCCUACUAUGCACUAGGCACCAAGUUAAGUAUUGGGAAUAUAGACAAAGCCAGAAAAUCUUUACUCUCAAGGAUUUCAGAGUCUAAUGGAAAAAAAAAGGUCAAGAAUCCCUGUGAUCUGUGGCAAACAUAAAAACAACUAUACACACUCUCUCUGUCUCUUUCUGUCUCUCUGUCUCUGUCUCUGUCUGUCUCUGUCUCUCUGUCUCUGUCUCUCUGUCUCUCUGUUUCUCUCUUUGUCUCUCUCUCUCUCUCUCUCUCUCUCUCUCUCUCUCUCUCUCUCUCUCUUUCUCUUUCUCUCUCUCUCUCUAGUUAAGAAAUUGACAAGAAGCUCAGUUCAUUUGAAAUGACCACCAUUGAGGAGCUAUUGAAGGAAUUCAUUCUCCAAGCUUCUUAAGUGAAUUUUUUGAAGAAAAGGAUAUCUCUUAAGAUACAAAAGUGUCUUGUAUUUAAAUGGAAAUUUCCCAGUAUACCUGCUGCUUUUAAAAUACCAGCUAUGCUAAAGACUAGGAAUAUUUCAUACAGCUAUAACUUUAAAUGCAAUAAAAACCCUGUAACUUAUCAUAGUCCUCUCAGUUUUCUUCAGGUAUUAUUUACCAACACUAAGGUCUGAAUCAGUUUUUAAUAGUUCCAGGAUUCCAUUAUAUGUAAAGCAAAGAUCAGCGAAAAUUUCAUAUUCCUCCUUUUUUUAAAUGCAUGGGUUGUUUUCAGCUGAGCUAUCACUGUUCUUUAUUAUUUUCAUUGUAUAGCUUCAUUUUGUUAUGUUUUGGAUCUUGCAUAUCACUUUAAAUAAUGUGUAGUUGGCCAGAUUACUACUGAGACAUUAAUAUUAAAGAAUUAUCAAAUAGGAAAAGAAUCAAGGACAGAGGAAAAUAUCUGGUCGGUUCAUUCACUGAAUUGGGCAAUGCUUCACUUGAAAUAUUUCCAAGGACAAAUGGCUAGUCUUUUCUUACAUAAUGAGCAUCAACAGGUAUAGUAUAAAAGGAUAUUGGGCUGCAGUCAGGAGGAUCUAGUCCAAUUUUGCCACUAUUUAACAAUGUUACUCUGGGUAAGACCAACUAACUUCUCUGAACUAGUCUUCUUAUCUGUAAGUGGGGAUGAAUUGGCAAUAAAAAGAGAUGAUAAUAUUUGUAUUGUCUUCAUUAUAGGGCUAUUGGGAAAUUAUACAAGAAUGUGAAAGCCCUUUGAAAAUUAUUGACUGUGCAAUUUUAAGUUAUUGCUAUUUACAAGUAAUAAGCAGACCAAUAAAUGUACCAGGACACUACCAGUA